AUGGCGCCGUGCCAGGUUUGCCUCCGCCAUGGGGUGCAGGGCGAGGCGCUGCCGGGCUUGGCUUUCUGCGCCGCACAUGGUGGCGCCUCCGGCGACGACGACGCGACGGGCCUCACCCAGGCUGCUGCGAACCUUGCCGUGCAACCCCCUCCUGGACUACCAGGCCACGGCCCUCUUCCGGACGCAUGGCUCGCGGAAUUCAUGGAUGAUGAAAUGGCGCAGCAUUUUGGGCUGGUGCAGGCCGCCAACAUGACGCUGCCGCAGGACCUGCAGAAUCUCCCCAUCAAGAUUCCCUCCACCUGGGAGGCCCUCCGCGCCAUUCUGCUGAAACUAGCCUACAACCCCGUCUCCGCCAACCCAUGGAAUGUCUUGGGUUUCGGCCCACUCGACGGCCCCGCGCCUACCGAGCAGGGCAUCGCAAGUCGCACGCGGACGGCUACCAUCCUGUGCUCCCUCGGUCAGGCUGCCGAUUGGGACCCGGCUGGGAGAGCGAGCGCGGAGGCGGCCGCUGCUCACUUCGCGACCGCUGGCGCGCGGUGCGCGGAGCAGUUGGACGAGGUUUUGCGCGAGCGUCGCCGUCUCCGUCCCUCCGAGCUCCCACGAUGGAAAGAGUUGGGAGCGUCUGCGCUACAGGCAGUCCGCGCCAUCCCAACAUGCGCAGACGCCACCUUAGCCACGCAGUGGUCCCAGCUCCUCAGCAACACUACCACGGACCAUUCGGUCAUACUGGAGCAGCACCGUGAAUUGGCCACACUCUUGGAGAAGGGCGACACGCGGGCCCUGGAGAAGAUGGGGGGGCAACAGAUCUUGGCUUGGGCACCGGUGGACACCAAUGCGCUCCAGAGGAUCCUUGCCGGUCUACUCCGACAGCCCGAUCCAGCACUUCGCCCUCAGCGACUUUCGCUUCUGGUUCCGAUCCCCCAUUUUCCUGGUGUCGACUCUCCGGCCAAGCUUUUCGACCUCUGGUGGCACCCGCUCCUCGGCGAGAAGCCGCUGUACAUCUCGUUGGUCCGUGCCGUGGAUAUCAUCCUGCAGCCUGUGGAGUACAUCCUCCCAGGAAGGUCCGCUCCCCGGCAUGUACGGCAGGGCCUCGCGAGCUUCACCAUCACCACGGCAGGACACCGAUCGUCACCGACCGUCUUCUCCCCCUUGGCCCCGCUGCUCCAGCUCCCCGCGGUGAACUCGUUUUGGGUCGACGUCCCGACUCAGCUCUUCCCGAACUUCAUGAUCAAGAUGGUCAGCCCCGAGGUCACCAACCAUGGUGUUUCUUUCCUCUGCCGGCAUACCUCCAGAAGUUGGGGCAGCACUCCGGAGGUCCCGCGCGUGUGCGUGGAGAUCAUUCUACCGAGCUCUCUUUCCGAGGCGGGUUCCAUGCUCGCCAUGCGCUUCCUGCGGAGGACCGUGCUGACUGAGCAGAUGUACCUUGGGCACAAGGAGCUGUACACGUCUCCAGACGCCCUCGUGGUGGAGUGCAACAGCCCGCUGGGACUGGUCCGUGCGUGGCCGUUGUGCUCACAAGCGAUCUUCCUCUCAUCCGACAGGGUGCUCGUCUUCACGUCGGCCUCCGUGGAGUCGUGGACCGCGCUGCUCGACAGGGGCCUCCGGGAGGAUGAGAACCGCGCGAUCACGAACAUUAAGCACAAGGCCAGCAGCUAUG
Messenger RNA from Prorocentrum cordatum, 1657 nucleotides. NCBI's taxonomy places the organism in Eukaryota, Dinophyceae, Prorocentrales, Prorocentraceae. The record is from the annotation of a GenBank genome assembly.